Messenger RNA from Cimex lectularius (bed bug), 1546 nucleotides. It is a transcript of the gene Nemp, whose product is annotated as nuclear envelope integral membrane protein 1. The coding region runs from base 107 to 1303 and encodes 398 amino acids. The transcript has 8 exons. Lineage: Eukaryota; Metazoa; Arthropoda; Insecta; Hemiptera; Cimicidae. Gene Ontology annotation, cellular component: nuclear envelope. The record is from RefSeq and is a predicted model, not a curated record.
CCCUGCGAGGUUUUCAACGGCCGUUUUGGCUCGGACCCAGGGUCUGCCCACUCUAAAAAUGAAAUAAAACCGCUCGAUUCCUGAUUUAACGCUCAAAUAAAACAGGAUGGAUUUUACGAUCCCGUUUCUUCUCGCCUUCUUCUUCUCUUCUUGCGAGUCGACACUCUACGUCCAGGAACUCGAUGAAGCCAGCCGGAUCCGAUGCUGCAACUUCCCGAAAUACGACAUGUACAUAUACUGUUAUAAAGGGAAGCCAAAACAUAUAGUACAUAUGUGGGAAACUGUACAGCUGCUUGUCUCCUUGACUCCAGACAAGUAUGACCACUUCGAAGGUUUCAGCCCAGAAGAGGUGUCCGAGAAGUUCGAAAACCACAAGACAUCUUGGAAUUUUAAUGUGUACUUAAACAAGAGGAACUUCAUCAAGUUGAAUCCAUUUAACAGGACUUGCAUCGGCAUAGUUUCAAAAGAAGAUUACGAUGUCGGCUUAAACAGAAUCCGUGUGGACUACUGGAGAAUCUUGCUUUUUGUGAGUGGAGUCAUUCUAUUUCUGUCUGCCUCUAAAUUAAGCAGUAAUUCAAUAUUUUACUAUCUAACCGGAAUAUCCGUUGGGAUGUGUGCCUCCUUACUUAUAUUGAUCUACAUAUUGAGCAGAUUCAUGCCAAAGAAACCGGUCAUGUACAGCUUUCUUGCUGGAGGUUGGACUCUAGGAUUGUACUUAGCACAAUUGGUUUUUGACAACAUAAAAACGGUUGUGGUAGAAUAUAAGAACUAUGUUUUGUACUAUGUUUUAACAACCGGCAUCAUUAGCUUCAUCAUAUGCUAUCGCCUGGGCCCGGUAACUGAUCCAAGAAGUAUUAAUUUAAUUAAAUGGGCAAUGCAGUCUGUGGGGUUGAUGAUAAUGUUUUUUUCAAGCGAUUUUCAAGAAGCUUCAAUGGCUUUAAGUCUAGUCUUAUUAAUUCUGUACAAUUUGCCUUUUAUGUUUAUAGGCAGAUCAUACAACAGAGUGAAGAAAUGGUGGCGCCCACCUAAACAUAAACUCUUGACCGAGGAUGAAUAUCACCAGCAAGGAGUAAUGGAAACCGAGAGAGCACUGGAUGAUUUGCGUGGUUAUUGUUCGAGUCCAGAUUGCAAUCAAUGGAAGACUGUUUUAAAGUUGAAGGACCCACUAAGGUUUGCCAAAUUUGUGGAAGGAUGCUCACACCUGGACGACAGUGAGGUGCUCGCCUUCCACCACGAGGAUAUUAAAACGAUGGAGAGUGAGAGUGGAGACGAUUUGUUGACCGAUGACUCAGAUAGAGACUGAGAAAUGUGUAUAAAAUAUGUACGAAUUGUUCGGUUGUUUUUAUCCUUGGACUAUUUUGUAAAAUCUUGUAAUCAAUUUUUCUAUUAUGUUUUCCGCCUCAUCAUUCAAAUCUUCUAAAUACUCCUUUUAAAUGUAAAAUUUCCUCUUGUUCAAAUCAAAAGCUUCCUGGUUACUAAAAUAGCAUUUUUUAAAUUAUCAAUUUUGUACGACUGAUAUUUUGUAUUAAAAAUUUAGUUUUUUUUA